Oreochromis niloticus (Nile tilapia) is the source of this 1229-nucleotide messenger RNA. RefSeq lists its product as uncharacterized. NCBI's taxonomy places the organism in Eukaryota, Metazoa, Chordata, Actinopteri, Cichliformes, Cichlidae. Bases 402 to 1229 code for a protein of 275 amino acids. The record is from RefSeq and is a predicted model, not a curated record. The transcript has 3 exons.
UGGACUGUCCUGAUGCAAAACCAAGACAUAAAUCAUGUCUCCUGGAAGGGGGAGGACGUAUCACAGGCAGAGCACAGCGAGCUGAAAUCUCUGAAACCGACUGGCCUUCACUUCCUACGAGACAGAGAAGCUCUUCUACCCCUGUAUACGGGAGGAAACAGGACUGGACAACCGUGAAUAGGAAGGUUAACAACAAACCUCCAAAACAACUGAAUGUGAAACUGCAGAACAGAUUUGCUCCACUAUCAAAGGACCCUGCAUCUAUAUCGGACAACCAUCCAUCUAAAAGUAGCGAAGUAAGGUCUGAAAAUCUGUUGAAAAGUAAAAGGCCACAGGGAAAGCUAAAGGCUAGGCCUGAAACUCUAAUUGUGGGUGACUCUGCCGUAAAGGAUGUACAAAGGAUGUGCAGUAAGAACACUAAAGUCCUCUGCUUUCCUAAGGAUAUGGUCAACAACCUGAAGGAGAGAAUUCUUCAGAUUGCAGAUGAAUAUCCAACUGUGACAAAUAUUGUUCUGCACACAGGGUCAAACGAUGUGUCCAAACAACAAUCGGAGGUUCUGAAACGGGACUUUACUGGAUUAUUAAAUACUGUAAACUCUCUGAAUGCAGCUGUAUUCAUCAGUGGGCCUGUACCGCCCGUCAGAGGAGGAGACGAGAGAUUCAGCAGAUUGUUUGCACUGAAUAAAUGGCUUAUAUCAGCAUGUACUGACCACUCAGUGCAUUUUAUCAACAACUUUAAUAUUUUUGGGGAACGCAGGGAUCUGUUUAAAGCAAAUGGAUUUAAUUUUAACAAGUCAGGGGUGAAACUGUUCACCUCCAACCUGUUUUAUUCCAUACGUCAUCCAUCUGUGCUUGGUGCCAAAGCUGAGAUAAACGAGGAGUUAUCUCAUAAAGAGGAACAAACAGUACUCCAAGAACAAACAAAGCCCAGCAGAAACCUUGAGGAGGAGCUCCAUCUGCCCCCACCCGGGAAGAGCCUCAGAAAGGAGAGACAUCUGAGGCAAGAAGAGGGGUCCCUAUUUGCCUCCAACUCUCUCAACAACACCAACGACCAGGACCAGGGACCACGACCUUCCCCAGUCCCCCAAACCCCUGACAGGCCAUCACCCUCCUCCCCCUCCCUUUCUCCCUCCUCCCCACACCUGAAAUUCACUGAGGAGAUGAUGGAGCGGGUCAAUGCUGGGCUCAGAUCUACCCCAAAUAAUACCUCUAAAACACUUAAACUCUAA